This is a messenger RNA of Stegastes partitus (bicolor damselfish), 7298 nucleotides long. RefSeq names its product centrosome-associated protein CEP250. The transcript is spliced from 13 exons. The record is from RefSeq and is a predicted model, not a curated record. Lineage: Eukaryota; Metazoa; Chordata; Actinopteri; Pomacentridae. The coding region runs from base 342 to 5666 and encodes 1774 amino acids.
ACCAGUCAGGCGGCUUGUUCGCCGUCUAGUCGAGCCUGUCAACAACACUGCAACCUGAGACGGGAUAGCCAGUCAGUUGGCUAGCUAAGUAAACCAGCUAAGUUAGCCGCUCCGCUAGCCUCUCUAUUAACCAGUUGUCACGACUCGUAUUCACCCCGCUAACUUGGCUGGAUAAUAUCGCGUUUUAAAGUUGUUUCGACGAGAGGAGAGGGACCGCUGACUUUAUCUUUCGGCUUCUCCAAUGCCUUCCUCCUGUGUGAUAUGACAUCACGGUCUGGUUACAACAACAGCCUGAGCUCGACAGCAGACGGUUGACAUCUGGUCAGGUGCUGUAACAAAGGAUGGCUGCUCAGGUGGAGGUUCAAACAGGGGAGGUAGGGAGGCCAGUGGCAGGAGGACGACUUCAUCUGAGUCCUCUGACUGACUCCAGCAAUAAGAGCCUUAUCGAGAUCCCAUCUAUCAAUCAGUCACAUAUCAUCACACCAGAACCUAACAAACCUGUCCCAGGCCCCAAGCCCCGACUCACUCCCAAGCCUUUUUCUGUGGAGAAAAACCCCACUAUUAAACCCAUUCUUGCCCCUAAGCCUCAAACCAAACCCAGACCAGAGUCCACUCGUCUUGCUGGAUACAAACCUGAGCUUCCAAGCAGUCCAAAACCACCACAGCAAUCAGUUACCACCAGCAAACCCAGGCCAGUAUCAACCAACCCCAAUCGUCCUGCCCCUACCUCCUUUAAAACAUCUAAUAAGGUCAACACUGGACAAACAACCAAGCCAACAGUCCAUGCAUUUAAACCAGCGCCUCCACUCGACCCUGGAGAUCCCAGCAAACCCACUGCCUCUGUGCCAGCAGAGAGGCAGAAACCUGCUGCCUCAAGCUUGGCCUAUUCCAAGAGUCUUAAAAAACUUCCAUCUGCAGAGUGGUCUGGAACCACUAAAAAAGAAGAUGAGAAGGGCCACACAGCACAGAGUAAAGGUGGAACCUCCAUUACCAGAGCUAAGUCCAUGGGUUUUCUCGUUCAGGUAGGGCAGGAGGAAGAAGCAAAAGAAAAAGCUCUGCCUGAAGUUUCUGUGCCACUGCGACCCCAGCCCAGAGGCUCCAGGCCCAGACCCGUUUCAGCCAUUUUUCCUGGCAGUCCAACUAAAUCUGAAACACCAGUUUCGGCUCCUCGCUGGGCUGCGAGACGACCCCUUUCAGCUGAUCUCACAUCCAAGUUUGAGUCUAUUGGUCUUUCACUGCACCGUAAAAGUCCUAAAACAGAUACUAAAGAGAACACUCCAGAGGAGAAGGCACUGCCACAGAACAGAGAGCAAGAUAAAAACCCCAAGAGUACCUCACCACAAAGAACUGAUGGUGUUGCUGAUCCUGCCCUCCCAGACCAAAGCAACAAAAAGACAGAAGAAAUAGCUGUAAAAGAGACUGAUGAGGAUAAGCGUGGGGUCAGCAUCAAGUCGCGAAUCAGUCUUCUCUUCGAUUCGUCAUCCUUUCCUGGGCCAGGUGCUGCAGGCCAAGGGUCAGAUCCUCACUCUCCAGUGCAGCCGGUUCCUGAUACAGAAUCACCAGUGGGUGUUAAACGGCUCAUCAAGCAGCUAACAGAAGAUACAACGCCAACUCAGAGCCCUGUCCUAAAACCUGCACUGAAGCCCCGCCCUCUGCCCCUUGACCUAACUACAAGGUUUUCAUCCGAGAGGUCACCAGACCUUGUUUCCCUCACUGAGGCAGCAGACCGCCAUGAGAUCAGCAAAGAUCCUCAGAGGAGGGCUGAAGAUUCAGCUAUCACUCCUGAUGACCACAAGACAUUUUCGGAUUUAAAAGAUUCCCAAGAGCAGCUUAAAAAGGCCUCCACACCUGAAGAGCCUGAGGCAGGACAGACAUUUGGCACCACUUGCAAGGCAGGUGGCCCUGGUGUUGAAGUACAGACUGUGCGAGCAUCCUUGUUUGAAAAUGUUGUGGAGAAACACAGUGUGCUGGUGAUGGAUGAGGGCAACAAUGCCAAGGAUUCACUCAGCAGCCCGUCGUUUCAGAGAGCAGAUAUGGAGGAUGAGGGAACUCUGGUCACCGCCACCUACAAAGAGCCUCUAUCUCCGUCAAGUCCUCUGCGGGUGUUACAUGCCUUUGACACAGUGCAGGCAGUCGAAGAGAAUCGGGCAGUGAGUGAGAGCGUCCCAUCGGCUCUGUGGGAGGACAAGGCCAUGACACUCCGCUCCAGACGCUCAGAGGGGAGCAGGCCAGCGGCAGAGAGGGCUGGUCCGGCACAGGGACAACCAGCUUCGACAGUGACGCCAGAACGGCAGCCACGAUAUCUGAGAGUAGGAGGUUUGCAGAAGUGGACCGCAUCAAAUCUUGACCAGGAAGCAGGUUUAGACAAAGGGAUGCUAAAGGAAUCACAAAGGGAAGGAAAAGUGGAUUUAGAUAAAGACAAAGACAGGCAGGGAGUGGCAGAGCAGGAUGAAGUGGCUGCAGCCCCUAAACGUUUGAAAAUGCUGCAGACAGAAGAACAGCCAAAACCCAGGGCAACCUACUUUGCUUUGACUGGGCAAAUACAGGAGCCAGUGUCUCCUGGACAUGCAAGUACAAGCACUGUGGACAUGACUGUGCCCUUUGAUGAUUUUUCUGUGAGGUCAGCUCUGGGCAGCUCGCAAGGGAAGGUUCUUCCAAUGAGGAGGAAUACACCAUUAGAUGAAGCUUUUGGAAAAAGCCCUCAAGAUCAAGUUGAGGAGCUGAUGAUGAGGAGCCACAUGUCACCCAAAGAGAUCCGAUCAGCAUCGGACAGACAGGCAAAAGAUGAAAUGAUCGAAGCUGGAAAGAAAAGAGAACUCAAAAAGGAGACAGAAAGACAGAAAGCAAAAUUGAAAGAGCUGGAAAGGGAAAAACAAAAGCAGCUGGAAAUAGAGAAACAAGCACAUUUAGAAUUUGCACGAAUGAAGGAAAGGGAGAUGCAAAGAGAGUUUGAAAGGCAGCGACAGAAAGCGUUUGAAAAGGAGAAGCAAGAAUUUGAGGAAAAACAGCGUGCACUGGAAAGGCAGAAACAGGCUGAGCUUGAGAAAAAGAGAUUGCAAGAAUUGGAGAGGGAGAAACAGAAAGAACUUGAAAGGGAGAAGAAACAGCGUGCACUGGAAAGGCAAAAACAGAUUGAGCUCGAGAAACAGAAACAGAUUGAGCUCGAGAAACAGAAACAGAUAGAACUUGAGAAACAGAAACAGAUUGAGCUCGAGAAACAGAAACAGAUUGACCUCGAGAAACAGAAAUUGCAAGAAUUGGAGAGGGAGAAACAAAAAGAACUCGAAAAACAAUUUGAAAGAGAAAAACGCAGAGAACUUGAGAGACAGAGAGAGAUUGAAAAACAUAAACUGCAGGAAAUGGAGAGACAGCGUGAAAAGGAAAGGCAAAGACAGAGGGAAGAGGAGAGGCAGAGGGAGCUGGACAAGGAAAGACGCCUCCUGGAACUCCAAAAGGAGAAACAGAGAAUGGAGGAGCUGGAGAGAAUGAAAGAGCUGGAGAGACAACAGCUCGCUGAGUUUCAAAAACAGAAGCAGAUAGAAAAGGAGAGGCAGCAGCUCAUGGAGCUUGAAAAGCAGAGACUUAGAGAGAGGCUGGAGAGGGAACAGGUGGAGAAGAUAAAACAAAUGGCAUUAGAACAGGAAAUGUUAAGAAUAAAAGAGCUUGAUAAAGAGAGAGAAAGACAAAGGGAGUUGGAGAAGGAGCGUCAGAAAGAGAUUGAGAGGGAAAAGCAGAGGGAGCUAGAGAAACAGCGGCAGAGAGAUUUAGAGAGGGAGAGACAGAGAAAACUUGACAUUGAGAGACAGGAAUUAGAAAACCAGAGGCUGAGACAACAAGAACAGGAGAAGGAGAGACAGCGGAAGGAGGAUUUAGAGAGAAUGAAAGAGAUGGAGAGAAGGCAGCUCUUGGAAUUUGAAAAGCAGAGGGACAGACAACAAAUUCAGGAGCUUGAGAGACGCAGGCUGAAGGAGAAGAUGGAAAGGGAGGAGGCAGAGAAAAGGGAAGAGGCUGAGAAGAUGAGACACAUAGCCAAACAACAAGAAGCAGAGAGGCAGAGACUGAAAGAGAAGCAGAAGAAAGAGGAGCAGGAGAGGCUGCGGUUGGAGGCAUCAUCUCUGAGGCCUAAAGUUGUUGAUCUGGACUCUGUGCUCAGAAGUGACCCGAUAUCUAAGGCUCCUUCUCAUCGUAGCGAUGCUGCGACACGCUGGAAGGAGCCUUACAAACCCGCCAUUCUUGACAUCGACUCCUUCACAUCUCAAGCUCAGCUCACUCCUAGUAAAGACUUGUUUCCUCUGUCGAAUGUUCAGGGAUUAGAUGCUGAGCUUGGGACAAGGUUACAGCCCACACCUGAAAGAGAUGUUAGCUGGAACGUACCAGCGCAGACAUCAGUGGGUUUCUCAAGCCCAAUAUGGACAACAUCUUCUAUGGACCCAUGGGAGCUGCGGCCUGUUGAGAUGUCUGUAGACACACCUGUGACUGAACCCAGAAAAAAUGCCAACAAACUCAGCCUAGAACAGCUCCUCCUCAGGCAGGAGGAACGGCUCCCGUCUCCACAGAGACACAGGUCCGCUGUGGUGGAUGAUCCAUUCAAUAUGACCCCUUUUCAUGGGGCAGAGGCCAAAGCCGGGAACCCUGCCGGUGGACUCUCGAACAGCACUACUGCAGAGCAGAUCUGGUUUCCCAGAGAGCCACAGCCUCCAGACAACAGGGGACAGACCCAGAGCCACCGGAGAUCACAGGGAUCCCAGGAAUUGAACAGGAUGCGGUCUCGGAGUGUGUCGCGGCGAUCAGCACCUUCAAGCAGUGCUGUGGAAGUAAGCCUUUCCAGGAUGAGAAGCCGCAGCGCCCACCGAGAGCGGGACCGUCACAGCUGGGUGCAGCAGAAGCAAAGUGUCAGUGGUGAAGAGGAGGGAAAAGAGUCAGAAACACCAGUUCGUGAGACUGACAGUCAGUAUGGCACCUGGGAGACAGGGCUGCGCACUGAUGACAGCCUGACACCUGCCACACCCAGUUCAGACGGCACUCUCAGUCCUUCACCGAGGAAGCCCACUCCACCCCACACGCCAGGUGAUCAUGCCUCAGCGCUUGAAGGUGACGCUCUGGAUGGCCUCCCUCCCUCAUCCUCAUCUGAAAACCAGUCGCUCCCUUUCCCUGAUGCUCCAACCGCUCUAUUAGACACCAGUGCUCUCCGCUCCAGAGCCCAGCUUGGGAAGAAGCGAGCCCCGCGGACACGACCGACCAGGGCGGCCCGUCAGACUGCUGCACUGGCAGAGACAGGAGCCGCAGAGGACUGGCUUUAUCGAGACUCUACAGAGCCAAAGGCUGCAAGUAAAGACGAUGAGUCAGACUCUGAGGAGCAGCCCAGAGGAGCUGAUGCUAGCCCUGCUGUUGCCUCGCAGCCACAGAGGAUCGCCCUGUUCCCUGGUGUGGACCCUUCAGCUUUAAAGGCUCAGCUGAAAAAGAGGGGGGAUUCUGACAAUCAGAGUGAUGGACUUGCCCCCUCUCCUUCCCAGCCGUCUCGCUCUCCCAAGUCCCCCUUCCUCCCUCGGGCGGCGCGGGUGCUGCCCCCACCUGGCGGAAAAGAAAAUGGUGAGGAGGACUCACCACAGUGGCUGAAAGAGCUGAAGUCCAAGAAGCGCUUGAGUCAAUAUGAAAAUGAGAGCUAAGUAAACAAUGAGGUUGCCUUAACAGAUGAAACAGAAGCCUUAAUGUUUGACCCAGAGAGUAGGAGGGGGUGAACAGCUGCUGAUGUAUUUUUUUAUUUUUUUUUUCCAUUUGUUAUUUUCUUUUUUUUGUUCUCUUCCCAUCUGGGUCGAUAAAUGUGCAUGGUGCCUUUUUUUUAAUGGAGAGUCUCUAUCUUGUGGAAAAAGAAAAACAAGCUAAGAAGAAAAACAUCAGGCUGCUCUGCUUCAUCCAUUUCAUGCUUGAACUUAUGGAAGCUCUUCUGCAGCAGAAGGGACUUCAUAUCAAACACUUUAUUAGGGACCAGGAGAAAGUGGGGGAAAUGGAGAAAAAGGCAAUGAUCGGCAAUUAUUUCCUGCCAGGCUGCAUUUCAGGAAAUGGUUUAACUUGUGGGACCACGACGACACCUCUUUAUCCUGGACGUGCUUCAUCGCAUACUGGAGGACAAUCCAGUCAAUCCUUUACGAGAUGUAGUUUCUAAUAUGUAGAAGCUGGCUGCGUUUGCAUCGACUGUAUUUGUGUUAUCUGUGGAGGUUGUUGUAAGAAGUCACACAAGCAUUGCCAUAGGAUAACAUUUCAGACACUAAUGAUUUUUUGAAUAUAGAGAACAAAUUACCACUGACUUGAUUGUCAGUGGCAGCGUGUAUCAUGUUAGUAACUGUAAUCAGGAGAUGUUAUAUUUGUAUUAUCAUUGAUUUAACAAAGACAGAGAGCUAGUUUUGAAAGAAAAACAUUCAGAUACAGCACUACAAUAGAGGCUCCACAGCCUUUUACUUUGAUACACUCCUCAACCUAACAGUUGCUGCAUACUGUAUAUCUUUUUGUCUGAUUAUCUGUUUGUCUUUGUGGAAGAGGGGAACUUUUUGGACACUGCAUCCUGUCAAUCAUGCACACUCCUAAUCAGCACAAAAACGCUCCUCAAUCUUGUAUGAAAACACUACCCCGACUGUCUUUCCUCCUUUGAAUAGAUUAAGUAAUUGUAGUAUCCAAUAUAAGCCAUACUUUCACCUUGCAGCCCUCACACACUCCUCAAUCAUGUUUUGACAAUGUUUUUCCAAUGAAUGUGCAAUUUUCUCUCUAUUUUGUCCCCAUUAUACAUGCAUGCACAAUCUUCGCUGUCACAUCAGGCUCGGUUGGGCUCAGCGCAGCGGGGUGUUGGCUCACACUACUCCAGCGGAGGGACGGUUCAUUCACUACACUCUUCAUCAAAUUAAUUCUAAACAAAUGUGAACAUUUGCACCUUGCCUACAGCUCAACUGAGUCUUCCUCCUCACGUUUGCCAUCCACCCACUUAACUCUGCGCUUUUAUAAAGCACUUUGUCACUUGAUGCACUACAGCACUGACCUCUGCCCCCUCUGGUUGGCCAUGUGUCGUCUUCUGUAUCGUCGGCCUGCUAAUGCAAUGCAAGUGAAUGUGUUAAUCGAGGCUUCGGAGUGACUGUCCCUGGUUUCUGUGUACAUGGACGUUUUACUUUGUCAUAAAAUUGAGGGUUUAUUUUUUAUGUCCUACUUUGUCCUUUUUUUUUUUAUUUGAAAGUAAAGAUGUAUAUUGCACUGUGUUGUACUGGCCAGUGUCCUAAAGUGAAUAAAUUCUUAAUAAAAUUUACUUGACUUGA